Molecule: messenger RNA, 3677 nt
Organism: Prionailurus viverrinus (fishing cat)
Lineage: Eukaryota; Metazoa; Chordata; Mammalia; Carnivora; Felidae
Exons: 13
Coding region: 627-1499 (290 amino acids)
Source: RefSeq, a predicted model, not a curated record
UGAGAGAGCAGCCAGCUGAGAGACCUCACAUGGGAAGAGCUUGGUCGGAUGGACAGUCCUUCAGCUCUGCAGCACCUCCAAACGGUAGCACAAGGCCAGUAACAUGAGGCCACCUGGGGCCAUGAGACGUGGGACAAAGAGAAGAUAGUCUGGAGCAGCACAGAGCCUGUCUUCAGCGUCGCUGUUACACUGUAACGGCUCUGCGGCAUUGCUCUUUGGUGUGGUUGGCACCUUGAACAUCAUCUUGCUCGAGUAGAUUCUCAAGAACUACUCACCGAAUGAGAGCAUCUUCGUGAAGUGUGGAUUAUCAGACAAAUGCAUGAUGGAAUCAAUGCAAAGAGAAACAAGAAACGAAAAGCAAGAACAAAGCUCAGAGAAGCCAAGAGACACUCCACGGCCCUGUAGCUGGCAAAGGAAGAGACAGCAGAAUAUUGAAACAGCUCCCCGGACAUGCCAGGGUCUAGGAGGCACUGCAGACUGUGUGCAGAGGCAGCUGAUUCACCGCUUGUGUUGUUAGGAUGGUGAACUUGGACAGUUUCAUAGGCAACAGAGAACCCCAGGACCCAGACGUGAUUUCUGACAUUCCAGAGAGCAGCAUGGAACAAUUGCUUCUACUUUAAUCUCCGAUGCUUACGAAGGCUGAGCUGAAGGCUGCACCACCAGAAGCUUGGAACCAGUGGAGAAUUUCAGCUCCUGUGAAUAUCGGACUUAGCCUAGUAGCUGUGCGAAGUCGCCACGUGCAGCCCAUGCUUCAAAUGGCAGGGAGUUCUGGUCCCCCUCCUCGAAGGGCUUUCCAUUGUCCUGCUUCUGAAAUACCAGAUGCCGAGGGAACUGGAGAGUCAAAAUCCCUUCUUGCUCUUGCCUCUCUGCGCCACAAGGUGGCACCGUUGAACACCAGCCUGCGCAGCCCUGUGGAGGGGAGGAAGUUCCUCUUCUGUAUUGCUGUUCCGGCAGUGAUGUUCCACACGCAGGCUCCAGAGUCCGGUCCCUUGGUUCAUGUUUGGAUAUUAUUCCCCCAAAUGAAACCCCAAGCAGCGUCCACCAGCUUUCGGGUGCUGCGCCUGAAUCACCCACCACCGAGACUCCCGUGUUUUUCCUGCGUGGAGCUGGGACAACUGGCAAAACCCGACGAAGAUGGAGAGGUGAGAUGGUCGCACUCGGUGAACCAGGCCAGUCACGGAGGACAACCACGGCCCAUACGUACGACCUGCCGGCCACUCAGAGCUCCUAAGCCUGCCACCAGUCUUCUCUCCAGGAACCUCUCCUGGGGACAGUUAGAGGGGCGGAGCGUGUCCCAGCCAAAGACACAGCUCCGUGGCACUUUGAAACACCACUUUCCUCGGCUUCCGGAAAACCAGCGAAAUCUAUUCACGAUGGGGAAGGGCCAUGCCUUUGCAGUCACCGUUGGAACUCCUAUGGCAAAGGGUACUGCCUGGCAUGCUUAUACAGAAAUGGAGACGCAAAGAGUUUGUUGCCCUGAUCACGUAGCUAUAGGCUGAAGACGAGGCUUUGAACUCAGGUGUUCCGAAUCCAAAUCUGGCAGUGUUUAACCUAAGUCUUCUGGGUCCUGUGAAGAAUAAGAGAAGAAUAAAAAGGACAGCGUCCUCCCUGUUAGCAACUUCCCACCUCAGUGGGUGCCUCCUGUGCGAUGGGAACUUUCUAUCUGGAGACACUUGAGACAGACCGCAGUACGUGACUGUACGCAAUUCACAUCCAGAGAGAGAGGCUCAGACUGCAGAUGCCAGCAGACAUCGGGUUGAGCGUGGGCUGGAGGAAGGCGCCACUGAUCGUGUGCUGCUUAAACCGAGCCCUGAUGUUUGGAAUGAUCUGGAAGGAAUUGGAGGGGUGGACACUCCUGAUUCUGACAACGGGACGAGCACGCUCUGCCCAGAUUCCUUGUUCCUGCACCGUGGGGACUUGCCUUCUUAUUUCCUCGCCCUUCUCCCCGCCCUGGCAGUCCCCUACCCCCAAGUCUUUCUGGCUUCAGACCUUUCCUCCCUGCUUCCCUCUCACUGGAAGUAACCAGCCCUGCCACUUGUGCUCACUGCACAGAUGUUUCCCUCGGUGCUCCCAGAAGACCCAGAUGUCCCAGUGCAGUAGAAACAACGUGUGUGACACACUGGCCGCAGACUUGGAGUUCACGCUGACCUGGGUCUGGAUCCGGCUCUGCUUGAGACGCGUGGCCACGGGCGAGCUGAUCGGCAGGUUGGGCCUCUACAUCAUCUCCUGUACCUCAGGGCUAUUUUCUGGAUGAAAUGAGAUAAUGCAUGGGUAAGAGGUCUGGUGCAGGUAGAGACACCCCCAAAAAUACUGGUUCCAGCUUUGCCCCAGGUUAUUUCAGCCAAGCCUGAUGGCAAAGAGGACCAGCCAGGGGGAUGGAAGAGUGAAAGCACUCACACUGGGGAAUCUGAUCGCACUGGCCUUGGUCCUGGUUCCUGAUUCCAGGAGAGUGACUUAUCUGGAGUCUUCCCAGGAGCUGUGCUCAGGACGCAACCGGACAAUGUACGCGAAGUGGUGCACCCAGAGGUUGACAUGUAGAAAGUGCUACAGCAUCACCAUCAUGGCUGAACCCAGGCCACAGAAACUGAACCCCGUGGUGGCUUCGGGCAGAACAUUUGUACCAGCCUUAGAAAGAUGAUGAAAUACGUUGCAAAUGAUGGAUCGUCUCUACAAAGCCUUUACACAGAUACGCGCUCCAUUUCUAGUAGGGGUUCCUGGGGGCCGGGAUCAUUUGGAAAUAAAUAGGGCCUGGGAGCGCCAGCACGACCGAUGUUCUUGAGUUGCCCUUGGGAGCUCACACACAACAUCCCAUCCUCAGGAUUCACACGAUGCCGAGGGCUCAUCAUGUGUCAAGAACAGAGUAACCAAACCCGGGGCAGUUGGCAUUCUGGGGCGCUUUGUCUGGGAACCUAACAGACAAAGCCAGCAUAUGGACAACAGCCUGCCAGCCUGCUUCAGGCAGGGCAGAGCCCAGGGACAGGGGGCUCUCCUCACCUGCUUGUUAGAAUGACAGCAGCAGAAAUAGGUCAAAGGUGAAUGCACCGAAUAUCUUCCUGUUUUCAGGUGCACAGCAGGAUUGAAUGGUUGCCUCAUCCCAGGAGCCCGCAGAGGGUGAACGGGCAGAACUGAAAAGGGAAGGAGACUCAGCUGAGAUGAGGCCAACCCCAGCGCGUUUUAAAUCAGGGCCCUGAGUGCCCUGGGCCUUCCCUGGGACUCGGCCUCAGGGCCUGCUUUUAUUAUCUUUACACCGCUCGGGUCCACGCAGGUUUGGCAGGCAUGAGACACGGAACAGAGGGGACCCAAGUGAAUCAGCCUUCAGGAAUAGAACUGCUUGCAGGAAAAGUGCUCUUGCUGCGACGUAUUUUCAUGCUUCUAGACCUGCUUAAAAUACGUGGUGUUAACAGAGCCUGCCCUUACUAUGAGAAGGUGGGCUGUGCAGCUGAGACCAGGCAGGAAUACGCUGAGGACACCAGUAAGAACAAAAGCAGCUCAAACACAUUGAGUGCUUACUAUGUGCCAGGCACUUCUGAGCGUUUGACAUAUGUUAAUGCAGGCAGUCCGGGUUUUUAAUCUUGAUUUCCCUUAUGAAUUUGCUCUGCGUCCUUGAGAACUUACCCACCUUCUUUAAACAGAGAGAGAAUCACAUGCAUUUCAUAGGUUUGGGGGAGAGAAUUAAA